Molecule: messenger RNA, 1217 nt
Organism: Harpegnathos saltator (Jerdon's jumping ant)
Lineage: Eukaryota; Metazoa; Arthropoda; Insecta; Hymenoptera; Formicidae
Exons: 1
Coding region: 210-470 (86 amino acids)
Source: RefSeq, a predicted model, not a curated record
UCGAUAUUCAUGGAACUUAAUGCAAAUAGCCAAGGUAUAAUUAUAAUUGAUUCCUUGAAGGAGUAACUCGCGCGCGCGCUUUGUCGUCUCCGCCGCGAUUACCGCGGGGUGCUUUAGCCAUCAUUAGCCGCGCAACAUAUUGAACGACAUGCACACGUGCGUUCCGCCAAGCCCGUUGAUUUUUAACGUUCAAUGGUGAACAAAGGAGGAUGAAGCGCGCCAACACCAUCAGCCGUACCGUGGAGAUUUGUCUUCGUGUGGCCGGCGUGUGGCCGGACUCGGCUUACGCGAACUUCCAUUGGCUCGGCUACAUGACGUCGAUCGCGAUAGUGCAGUAUUAUCAAUACGCGUACGUGCUCUCGCAUUUCGAGCUGAACAACCUCUCGACCCUCGUCGACUGCCUCAGUCUUACCAUGGCGUACACCCUCGCUUUCAUCAAGCUCUUCGUCCUCUGGUGGAAUCGCCGGUAAGUUUCGCGCUCUCAUGAGCGAAGCGCUGGUAUUAACACCGCGUGAAGGUGCAACACGCGAAGAAAUGUAAGUGAGAAGGUUUAAACGAUGAAAAAGUAGAAGUGACAUUCUCCAAACUCUGGGUAGAUUUAAUCGACGAUUAAUUGGCAGAGUCGUCAAUCGAAAUUGCUGUUGGAGAUGAAGAAAUUGAGAGAAGGAAAUUCGAAAUUUUACUUGGUAAUCUUACCAGUCAAACGUAGGUUAGAUUUAACCGAAAUUUGAAGGAAAACAUCCCAAGAUGUAAAUUCAUUCGAUAACCGUAGUCGAUGGUUCCCCUAACGAUCUAAGAAUAAUCGACUGUAGUUGGUCAAUUUGUUUAUUCCUCACGUCUUGCUGCUUAUGUUUCUUGUGCUUACCCCUAAAGUCUUACAUAUUUUUCUGAGUGCAGUGAUUUCAAUCUCAAUGCAAUGGCCUUAAUUUGUAACUUUCAAUCAAUUGUGACAGUGUCGUUAUUGUUACAUUAUCGUUACUCAGUUUUUCUAUCAUUGGAUUGAUCAAAAAAUUCCUUGGAAUCUUCCGAUCAAUAUGAAAGGUAAAAUUCUGAAGAAACUUUGAAGUCAAUUAUUAAAUCUGCGCUACGAUAACGUAAUGAUUUCGUCAAAAGUUACAGGAUAGGUUUAUAGAUAGAGGAUUGGAUUGAUAUUGACUGUCAUCGAAUAACGUCACACAUACAUGCGAACAUAUUUUCGAGCUCGGAAAAGAAGUGAU